This is a messenger RNA of Cryptococcus deneoformans JEC21, 2473 nucleotides long. RefSeq names its product exopolyphosphatase, putative. Gene Ontology annotation, cellular component: cytoplasm. Gene Ontology annotation, molecular function: exopolyphosphatase activity. The transcript has 3 exons. NCBI's taxonomy places the organism in Eukaryota, Fungi, Basidiomycota, Tremellomycetes, Tremellales, Cryptococcaceae. Bases 24 to 1532 code for a protein of 502 amino acids. The record is from RefSeq and is a predicted model, not a curated record.
CACCCGCCUAUCCCACCAUCUGCAUGCGUCUUCCUCGACACAGCAGCCUAAUUUGUCUCCUCUUCGCUUUCGUCACCAUACCCCCGGUCAUCUUUAUCCUCCUCUUCCUCGGUUACUUGGACUCGUCUAUGCGAGUCUGCCUCCCUUUUUCUCUCGCACGUUUAUCCACUACAGCCCACAACACACUCUCCUGUCAAGCCAGACCAGUAAGCUCAAUAAUCAUGGACAACGCAACCAUCCAAUCGGGAAGCGAUAAUGCGACUGUCCCUGAAGGAAAGCUCGCCGGGUUUCUGUCCAGUCAGAGGGACCUUUUUCUGCAAGAUUUGAAGGACGGAAAAGGCAGGGGUUGGAGUGUGGUCAUGGGAAAUCAAGCUGGAGAUCUUGACUCUCUUGCUUCGUCUGUGGCUUUUUCCCAGCUUUCUGCUACCCUUCUUGCAUCCCGUGUCGUCCCCCUUAUCCUCACCCCUCCCAAAUCCAUGCGUCUCCGCCCAGAAAACCUCAUCGCUCUCAGAAACACUUCUAUUCCUCUCACUUCCCUCUUGCACGCCUCACAGCUCCCUGUAUCCACUACCGAAUUGGCUUCCCAAGGCAUUACUUUCGCACUUGUCGACCAUAAUAAACUAUUGCCUGAAUUUGCUCAAGGCAAAGUCGACGCUAUAAUCGACCACCACGAAGAUGAAAAUGCGCAUACCGACGCUUCGAUCAGAGAAAUCACCAUCCCCACUGGUAGUUGUGCGUCUCUUGUCGUAAAACAUUUCCAACCUCAGUGGGAAGCCUCCAUCUCUCGCGGUUCGCCUGUACCACCCGAGCUAGCUACUUUACUUCUUUCUGCAAUUGUGAUCGAUACUGGCGGUUUGAAACCCGGUGGUAAAGCCACUUCCGUGGACUAUGAGGCCGCAGCAUUUUUAUAUUCCAUUUCUACCAUCGCCCAGGGUCAAGCAGGAUCAUUUUCCGUUACCGGUGAGGGUGGUUUACCGCCCUCUCUCAAGCUCCUAUCAGACACUCUGCAGGAUGCAAAAUCCGAUGUCUCCAACUUGACCACCUAUGAGCUCCUCAUGCGUGACUAUAAAGAGUACGAAUGGCCCACCCAAUCCCCUAAUUUCCCCACGUUGAAGGUCGGUCUGUCGACUGUGCCGUUGGGCUUGAAGACUUGGAUUGCCAAGGAGCCAGAGGGCUGGGAGACAUUGAUGAGCGGUACGGAACAGUAUAUGCGAGAGAGGACAUUGGAUAUUGAAGGGAUCUUGACAACGUACAGGAGCGAGAAGAAGGGCAAACAUAAGCGCCAGUUGGCUUUAAUCAUUCGGCCAGGUGGUGUCAUCAGGGAUCCGCAAGAAGCACGAUCGGUGUUUGAUCGGCUUGCGGCAGGCUUGGAGGCUAGUGAAAUGUUACAGUUGGAGGAAUGGAAGAAGGAAGAAAAAGUUAAGAGACAGGAUGAUGAGAGGUUGGUUAAAGUAUGGGUGCAGGGAAAUGCAAAGGCUACAAGGAAGCAGGUCGCGCCUUUACUGAAAAAUCUUGUUUCAGAGUUGCAAUAAGUCACUAUAUAUACCUCUAGAUUGAUUGAAAGAUACAUCUAUAGCCCCCCUAUGGUUUCAGAUCACACUCCGAUUGAUGCCCAUUCGUUCUUACCCAGUCCGCUCUCUGACAUUCCCUUGAACAAUAUUUUGCCCAGUCGCAAUGUUGGCAUUGAAUCGUUGGCGUUGCAAGUCUAAAAUUGAGACACCAUCGACAAACUUCCUUCCCACCCCAUCUAUCCAUUACCACCUUGCCCGGCCGAUUCUUCUCCCACCAUGUCUUACUCGAUAUUUCGUGUAUGAGCUGAGGUUUAUCCCACUCAUUAUCGCGCUUUUCGACAAAGUGCAUGCCGUUUUUGGUACAUAAUCGGAUGGAAGCAUCGUUGUUGACAGUCGGAUCAGACUGGGAUUCAGUCAGCAUUAUCUCAUCUCGUCACCUCAUCCUCUAGAGAAUACCAGACAAAACUUACUUGCACCAAGGUACAUCCUACUUCCUCCAUUGCAAACCUCAAAACCUCCACAAACGCCUCACUCAUGAUCCCCUGCCCCCAAAGUUGCGGAUGUACCUCGUAAAACAUCUUGCCCACCAAUCCCAUCUUCUUGAACUGCUCAAACGUCGGCUGGGUAUAAACCUGGCCCUUCUGAGGAAGUAAUGAAGGGCAUGAGUCAGUGAAUAAGAGGGAGAGGGCAAUGUUGCCUAUGUACCCCUCUGCAGAGGUGAGGCGGUUGGUUAUCCGAACGUUGCCCGCAGGUUUGAUGGCUAAAGAAGAAGGGUCGAGGGCAGUGAUGGCAAAAACAUAUUCUUCCCUGUAUUUUGUAUCGGUAGAUGUGGAGGCUCGUGGGAUGCUAUGACUUCUGUUAGGGGAUUUAUUGUAGUUUAUGGGAACUAUACAGCCCACCUGGAUCGGAUGUAACGGUUCUGGAAAGACUCUUUGAUAUCAGAAAUGGAAGGUGAUCCGUAG